AUGAUGCAAUUACAACAUAUCUUCGUCUCCAUAUUCAUAAUAUUUGGUUUUUGUUUCGGAGAGUUAAUAUCUAUCAAUUUGUAUUCAAAAUCAGAAAACAGUUCUGUAAACGGGUUAGGGCUAUUCUCUUUACAUGAAGGCGAAGGCUACAAUUAUUUGUUCUUAGGAAACCCUAAAACGGCUCAAAAACUAAUCUACGACACCCAGAUGUAUCAGGUAUUUUUUUAUUACGUUUACCUAUUUCCUUACUAUUUGACACUGGUAAACAAUUUUUUACAGUUGUCUUCUGUUCAUUAUCCUUUUAAAAUCAAGAUCAAGAAAAAUGGAGAUCUUAAAUUUACUUACUCUAACAGGUUGUAUGCAAUGAAAAAUGUCGAUGAUCCACACAAUUAUUCAAAUGAAUAUUAUGCUAUAUACUACUACCCAAAAUCCAGUGUUGUCCCAUCCCAAGCUAUGAAAGUAACCAUAACAACCAGUAUACCCACUAAUUAA
Molecule: messenger RNA, 492 nt
Organism: Candida dubliniensis CD36
Lineage: Eukaryota; Fungi; Ascomycota; Pichiomycetes; Serinales; Debaryomycetaceae
Exons: 1
Coding region: 1-492 (163 amino acids)
Source: RefSeq, a predicted model, not a curated record